CGAGCGGCGGUCCGCGAUAGGUAUAGCUGACCUUCGACGACUCGGGACCUCGCAUCACUCGGAGUGGCGAAUCACGAUGACCAUGAUCUGCCGAGAUAAGGGCAGGAUAAGGGCAUGAGAGUAGUAAGCUGCCACUGGUGCCGACGGUGGGAUCAGGGCGUAUAUAUUGGCGUUGUGAGUUACAUGCAUUUGUCUCGAACCACGAUAAUCAGCAUUGCAGCAGUCUUGGAUCCACCACUCCUCAGCAAUUCAGGAAGAUCAUGACGAGCCUUAGCGAUCUUUCGACGCUGUUCAGCGUGCAGGGACAGGUAGCGGUAGUCACGGGGGGCGCUACUGGCAUCGGGCUGAUGAUCUCCACCGCGCUGGAGAACAACGGUGCGAUCGUGUACAUUGUCGGGCGUAGGAAGGAGCCACUUGAAAAGGCGGCGAAAGAGCGUUCGAAAUACGGCAACAUCAUCCCUAUCCAGGGCGAUAUCUCCUCCAAGGAGUCCUUGAAGUCCGUCGCGGAGGCCAUCAAGCAGAAGCACGGGUACAUUAACCUGCUCGUGAACAACGCAGGCGUGCUCCUCGCGCAGCAGCCCAAGCUACCCACGCCUGCCGACACUGGGAACGACAUCACCAAGCUGCAGGAGGCUCUCUGGAACACGGAGACUCCCGAGACAUUCCGCACGACAUUCGAUGUCAAUGUCGCCGGCGUAUGGUUCACGACGGUCGCGUUCCUCGAGCUCCUGCACGAGGGCAACAAGCGCGCGCUCGCGCCGGAUGGGUCGGGCGUGAGCUCGCAAGUGAUCACGAUCAGCAGCCUCGCGAGCUUGAGGCGUGACAGCGGCAUCUUCAGCUUGAGCUACACGGUCAGCAAGGCGGCGGUGCAGCACUUGGGCAAGAUGAUGGCGCACUACCUCAAGGACUGGAAGAUCAGGAGCAACAUCAUCAACCCCGGACUGUAUCCCUCAGAGAUGGCCGAUGGGUUCAUCAACGAGGACGCGAUUAAGGCGACGAUCCCAAUAGGCCGUGCAGGCUCCCCGGACGACAUGGCGGGUCUCGUCAUUUUCCUCGCAAGCAAGGCUGGGUCUUAUAUCGACGGUGGUGUCCAUCUUACUGACGGCGGCAGGCUCCUCAGCAUGCCUUCUGUGUUCUAGUCAGUGACACUGCAUUGACGUGUCGUAGCAGAAAUAACAAUCAGUCAUCCCCGGCCCGCCUGUAAAGUACAUAGAACGUAUGACUCAAUAUUCUCGACUUGUCUCGACUUGUCCACGGCCGUCAAUGUACGACUGGCCGCCGUACAGUAAUUCCUCAUUGACGCAGUAUCUGCCACCUUCGACGUCU
Molecule: messenger RNA, 1326 nt
Organism: Rhodofomes roseus
Lineage: Eukaryota; Fungi; Basidiomycota; Agaricomycetes; Polyporales; Fomitopsidaceae
Product: NAD-P-binding protein
Exons: 6
Coding region: 261-1139 (292 amino acids)
Molecular function (GO): oxidoreductase activity
Source: RefSeq, a predicted model, not a curated record